AUGCUAGAAGCACACUCCACACUCUCCGCGGUGGUCCUUGCCCUCAUCCUUCUGAUCCCUCUCAUCCCAACCCUCAUCAUUCCCGAGCUCAAGGGAUGGACCAACCACAACAAUCCUAGACGAUGGCUUCCACCAUUUUCACGCCUAUGGCGUCGCACUCCGAGGCAAUCAAGCGAAAUUGUCUCGUUGCGCAUGUACCCGAUCAAAUCGUGCCGCGGCUUCGAGGUGCAGGAGACGACGCUGCGGGAGCACGGGCUUGAUCUCGACCGGCGCUGGAUGCUGGUCGAUGCCGCGACCAAUCAGUUUCUGACUAUCCGCCAGAUCCCGAAUAUGACGCGGAUCACGACGGCGUUGAGUGCGGAUGGGGAGGAGUUGGUUGUGCGGGUUCCGAGGGAGAUCAACAACCACAACAACAAAACUGAUAUUGCUAUUGAUAUUGAGACUGAAGAUGUUGAGUCUGAGGAUAUGCACACCAUCCGCAUCCCAUCCCAUCCAACCCCCACCUGGCUCGCCGCAAACACCACCCCAGCCGCAGUGCGCAUCUGGGACACCGACACAGACGGCUAUCUCUACAGCGCAGUCAUCAACGCGCCCUUCUCACAGUUCCUCGGCCGCCCCGUCGCUCUCGUCUACAAGGGCCCCGCCGCGCGCAUUCUGCAAGGCAACGGCGCGCCCAGCCAACUGGGCCGCGUCCAGACGACAGGAUUCCCGGACGUGCACCCGGUGCUGAUGGCGUCGGAAGCGUCGCUCGCAGAGCUGAACACGCGGCUGCGCGGCGCGGGUCUGGACCCGAUUACUGUGGAGAGAUUCCGGCCGAAUAUCGUUGUGCGGGGUGAGAAGCCGUGGAGCGAGGAUUCGUGGAAACUUGUGCGGAUUCGCGAGGAAAGUCGUUGUGAUUCGACUCCACCCAGUGCAAGGGCGCCAUUGACUAUCCCGCUUGAUCUUGAUAUCCUUGCUCGCUGUGCUCGCUGCCAGGUGCCCAAUGUAGAUCCUGUCUCUGCGCGCAAGCAUAAGAAGCAGCCGUGGGAUACGCUUAUAUCGUAUCGGCGGGUCGAUGAGGGGAUCAAGUUUAAGCCGUGUUUUGGGAUGCUGAGUGCCCCGCGCCAGGAGGGUGUUGUGCGCGUUGGGAUGAAGGUUGAUGUGCUGGAGGAGACGAAGGAUCAUCGGUAUAUCACUGGGUUCUGA
Messenger RNA from Penicillium alfredii, 1185 nucleotides. RefSeq names its product MOSC domain-containing protein. NCBI's taxonomy places the organism in Eukaryota, Fungi, Ascomycota, Eurotiomycetes, Eurotiales, Aspergillaceae. Gene Ontology annotation, molecular function: catalytic activity; molybdenum ion binding; pyridoxal phosphate binding. Bases 1 to 1185 code for a protein of 394 amino acids. The transcript has a single exon. The record is from RefSeq and is a predicted model, not a curated record.